UUCAAGGUGGAGACCCCUGUCUCCUCAUCAAGCGCCCCUCUCCUUGCCUACUUCCAUCCUUCCCAUGGCUGACGAAAUGAAUGGCUGCAGAGAGCUGAUGGGUUUUCUUCUGGGAAAGUCAAGCCACUGAUGGAAGGGAGAAGCCACUGCUGGUUAUAGAGGGAAAGCACGACCCUUUCCAAGGUGAUUACCCAAACCGCAAUAUCCGCCCAUCUGCCCUGGCCCUGGGCGGGCAUUCCGCACCGCAGAUCCACUCCCUCCUCUCAGGCGGCGACGCGGGCGCUGUCCAGCGUGCUGAAGCCGGAGCGAGAGCGCGUUGCUGACCCAGCUGAGCCCAGCUCCUAGAACGCCAGCCCUCGACCAUCGCUGAUACUCCAGCCGCGGGACGGAGUCAAGGCGGACGGGUCCCGAUCUUCCCCCUAUCCCGACCCUCCUCUCCACCUUCCGCCGUCGUGACACCGGCUGUCUCUGGCAGCCCGUUGGUCAUGAAAACCCUCACGUUGCCGGUAUCUGUCCUCUUCUGCUUCCUUAUACUGAUCCAGGGGUUGGAAGCAGCGCCCCCCGGGCGCUCCGAUGCUUAUCCUCCUCCCCUCGGCUCUGAGCAUAAAGAGCAGGUAGCUGAGGACGCAGUGUCCCGGCCAAAGGAUGACAGCGUCCCAGAGGUCCGAGCCGCUCGGAAUUCCGAGCCUCAGGACCAGGGAGAGCUCUUCCAGGGCGUGGAUCCCCGGGCGCUGGCCGCGGUACUGUUGCAGGCACUGGACCGUCCGGCCUCGCCCCCGGCGGUCCCAGGAGGUUCCCAGCAGGGAACACCCGAAGAAGCAGCAGAAGCUCUGUUGACAGAGUCCGUGCGCAGUCAGACCCAUAGCCUCCCGGCACCAGAGAUCCAAGUGCCCGCUGCAGCCCCCCCUCGCCCUCAGACUCAGGACAACGAUCCCGAGGCCGACGACCGCUCAGAAGAGUUGGAGGCGCUAGCAUCCUUGCUCCAAGAACUUCGAGAUUUCAGUCCGAGCAAUGCUAAGCGCCAGCAAGAGACGACCGCAGCAGAGACGGAAACCCGCACGCACACGCUGACCCGAGUCAAUCUGGAGAGCCCCGGGCCAGAGCGCGUAUGGCGCGCUUCCUGGGGAGAGUUCCAGGCGCGCGUCCCGGAGCGCGCUCCUCUGCCACCCCCAGUCCCUUCGCAAUUCCAGGCUCGAAUGCCCGAAAGUGCUCCCCUUUCCGAAACCCAUCAGUUCGGGGAAGGGGUGGCCUCCCCUAAAACACAUCUAGGUGAGACUUUGACACCCUUAUCUAAGGCGUACCAAAGCCUAGGUGGCCCCUUCCCCAAGGUGCGCCGGCUCGAGGGCUCACUCUUGGGCGGCUCCGAGGCUGGAGAGCGCCUGCUUCAGCAAGGGCUGGCUCAGGUAGAGGCAGGGAGGAGACAGGCGGAGGCCACCCGGCAGGCCGCAGCGCAAGAAGAGCGGCUGGCCGACCUCGCCUCCGACCUGCUGCUCCAGUAUCUGCUGCAGGGCGGAGCCCGGCAGCGCGAUCUCGGGGGUCGCGGGCUGCAGGAGACGCAGCAAGAGCGGGAGAGCGAGAGGGAGGAGGAGGCGGAGCAGGAGAGACGCGGUGGUGGGGAGGACGAUCUGGAGGAAGAGGAUGAGGAGGCGGCGGAGGCGGAGGCAGAGGCAGAGGAGGCGGAGAGGGCGCGGCAGAACGCGCUCCUGUUCGCCGAGGAGGAGGACGGGGAAGCCGGAGCCGAGGACAAGCGCUCCCAGGAGGAGGCGCCAGGCCAUCGGCGGAAGGAUGUAGAGGGGGCAGAGGAGGGAGGGGAAGAGGACGACGACGACGAGGAGAUGGAUCCGCAGACGAUCGAUAGCCUCAUUGAACUGUCCACCAAACUCCACCUGCCAGCCGACGAUGUGGUCAGUAUCAUCGAAGAGGUGGAGGAAAAACGGAAGCGGAAGAAGAACGCCCCUCCCGAGCCAGUGCCGCCCCCCCGGGCCGCCCCAGCCCCCACUCAUGUCCGCUCCCCACCUCCCCCACCUCCCGCCCCGGCCCGGGAUGAGUUGCCAGACUGGAACGAAGUGCUCCCACCCUGGGAUCGGGAGGAGGAUGAGGUGUUUCCCCCGGGGCCCUAUCACCCUUUCCCCAACUACAUUCGGCCGCGGACACUGCAGCCACCCGCAUCCUCCCGCCGCCGUCACUUCCACCACGCGUUGCCACCUGCGCGCCACCAUCCCGACCUGGAGGCCCAGGCCAGGCGCGCGCAGGAGGAGGCGGACGCGGAGGAGCGCCGGCUGCAGGAGCAGGAGGAGCUGGAGAAUUACAUUGAGCACGUGCUGCUGCGCCGCCCGUGACCGGCCCCGCCCCCGCGCGCCCGCCCCCAG
Messenger RNA from Myodes glareolus (Bank vole), 2369 nucleotides. RefSeq names its product VGF nerve growth factor inducible (gene Vgf). The record is from RefSeq and is a predicted model, not a curated record. NCBI's taxonomy places the organism in Eukaryota, Metazoa, Chordata, Mammalia, Rodentia, Cricetidae. Gene Ontology annotation, biological process: regulation of synaptic plasticity; carbohydrate homeostasis. Gene Ontology annotation, molecular function: neuropeptide hormone activity.